Messenger RNA from Striga hermonthica, 807 nucleotides. The record is from the annotation of a GenBank genome assembly. NCBI's taxonomy places the organism in Eukaryota, Viridiplantae, Streptophyta, Magnoliopsida, Lamiales, Orobanchaceae.
AUGAGCAAGGAGCAGAGAGAUAGUGUGAAAAUGAGGUCUUUCUUGACGGGAACAAAGUUGAAAGGUUUCGACGAAAGGACUUUGGCGGCUGCAGAAAACUUGUUUGAGGAGUUGGAAAUGGAGGAUGACAAUCAAAAGGCUUGGAACAAAUUGAAGCUUGAGGAGACGGAGGGGAAGUUUUCUAGUGAAAAGCCCAAAAGAAAAAAAGAAAAAGAAACUAUAUACAGUAUAAUCAUGGAAGGUACUAAAGUAACUGUCAGAAAAGCAAAGAAAAAACAGGUUAAACACGAGCUCGACCGAAUUAAGCUGGCCGAGAAGAAGAAGAGGCGGCUCGAGAAGGCCCUUGCCAUGUCAGCUGCCAUCCGUUCGGAACUUGAGAAAAAGAAGCAGAAAAAGAAGGAAGAACAAGAAAGGCUUGAUGAGAAAGGUGCUAGAAUAUCCGUGGCUGUUGCACUCCACGUUUUACUCGGUGAGGACUCGGAUGACUCGUGUAAUAAUAACAUUAAUCUGUAUAAGGAUGAUGACAUCAUCGUGUGUAGGGGACAAUCUUUGCUCCCUUUUUGUGAUUUGUCUGAAUAUUCGCCACUCGGGCAAAUGGAGAAUUACUGGGAAAAUUCGAACUUUAUGGUCUCGUCUGGUUCUUAUGUGGGGGACUUUUGUUGCUAUCAGUUCUUUGGAGAUGAUGUUUGGGGCUCGAUCGGUAAUCUUACUGCUCGUGCAGAGACACAACUGUCAACUGUAAGUUGGGUGUUUUGGGUCGUGUUAGGUUCUGUUCUGCCUUUCGAUUUCGAUGUUUCUGAACAUUAA